AUUCAUCAGUCAAUCGUGAGUCGUUUGAGCCAUAGGACUGUUCGUCUCGACGACAACGUUUGCGCUUAUAUUGUCUGUCGGGAGCGACUGAUGAAAAAGUGUUUAAGAAACCCGAGAGGGCUUUCGUGAACGUUGCUUUAAGUGAAAGUGGCUGCAGCACGUGCCAGCGUAUACUUCGAGAUCGCGAGAGUCGCGAUAUUCAAUUGAAAUCCAUUGGAAAAUCGAUAAAUCAAUGAAAUUCAGAUACAAAAAAUCCGAUAGAUUGCACAUGAAAUGAAAACGAUUUUUCAAAAAUUCAUCCACAAAUCACAAUAGGAAAUGGGAGAAUGAAUCGUAGUACCAAUUGAGUGUACCAAUUGAGAGUGUGAGAAACAAUAUUGCUUCAGCGACCAGAACUAAUCUGAAUGGAUUGUGAUUUCGCGAUUUCGUUGUCUUAACCCAAAAGAAGAAAAUGUUUGGGAAACAGUCAAUAUUUAUGAUUUAUGUCGUAUCGUGUUCACUUCUCAUCGAUCUUGGACAAUGUGACCCUCGCCAGUCAACAGUCGUUAGUCAAUCGAAGGCUAACGACAAAUUUCGUGUACUCGGUGUGUUCGGACAUCCUGGCAAGAGUCAUUUUGACGUAUUUCGGCCCUUGCUCGAAGAGCUAGCGAGAAAAGGUCACGACGUUACGGUGAUAUCAUAUUUUCCUCGUGACGAUCGAACGAGUUCACCUCUACCGAAUUACCAUGAUAUUAGUCUGAGGAACCAAACGUCUGAUGUUUUUUUAAACGUGGUCGAUCUCACGAUGAUACAACAUUCGCCAAUCAGCGUCUUCCUGGAACUGAUACUCUUGCGAUCUUGGGGGCUUAAGGCCUGUUCCGAUGGUCUGUACAAUCCGGGAGUUCGAAAGCUCAUUAAAUCGGAUGCCAAAUUUGAUGUUAUGAUAACCGAGGCCUUUAACAGUGACUGUUUUUUGGCUUUGGCACAUCGCUUUAACGUUCCAUUCAUCAGUUUUUCGUCGCACCAAUUGAUGCCAUGGGUUAACGGACGCUUCUCGAACGAGGAUAAUCCGAGUUACAUCCCUAGUAUAUUCAAUGGGUUCGGUCCGUCGAUGACAUUUUUCGAAAGAGUUAUCAACACUCUGACUUUACCGGUGAUCAAGCUUGCAUACAAAUAUGGAUUCAUUCCCGCCAUGCAGAAUAUCGUGCACGAUGUUUUCGGUCCGGAUGUUCCAGCGUUGAGCGAAAUCGCCAAAAAUUCAUCGCUCGUACUCGUCAACACUCACUAUUCCCUUCACGGCUCAAAACCCAAUCUUCCGAGUGUCAUCGAACUCGGAGGUAUUCACAUCUCACCCAAUGUGAAACCGUUGCCGGAUGACCUCCAACGCUUCCUUGACGAAGCCAAAGAGGGGGUCUUGUAUUUCAGCCUCGGUUCUAUGAUCAAAGCGUCAACUAUGCCAAAGGAUAAACUACAAAUGAUUGUCAACGUUUUCCGCGAUAUACCGAGGAAGGUCAUUUGGAAAUGGGAAGCUGAGGACAUGCCGAAUAAGCCGAAGAAUCUGCUUAUUCGACAUUGGCUACCCCAGGUCGCUAUACUUCAACAUCCGAAUGUCAAAUGUUUCAUGGCACACGGCGGUCUGUUGGGGUUGUCCGAGAGUGUGUGGGCGGGGGUCCCGAUGAUCGCCAUACCGAUGUACGGUGAUCAAUUUUACAAUGCAGCAGCAGCGAAAGCGCGUGGAGUUGCUGAGGUUCUCCGGUGGAAUGAUUUGACGGAGAGAGAUCUUCGUCAAGCUGUCGAUCGUGUUUUCAACGAUUCGGGAUAUAGUUUGAGAGCUCGGGCUCUCGCGAAGGCUUAUAACGAUCGGCCGGAGAGCCCCUUGGAGACUGCGGUUUGGUGGACCGAAUAUAUCGCACGUGGAAAUGGGAUACCAUACUUGAGAAGCGCAGCGCAGGAUCUAACAUGGUAUCAAUAUUAUCUUCUCGACGUCGUUUUCAUAACGAUGGCCGUAGUGACGUCGAGCAUUUUCAUCGUGUCUCGCUUGGUUCGAUAUAUUUUCAAGAGUCAAAAUCGUCACGAGAAAAAAACGACUAAGAAAGAGUAGACAAAAGCUUUGUGCUCUGGUGUACGGUAUUUCGAAAGGACUCUUUUCCAUACUGUUGAACAAUAUCCAACUGAUUACUGUACACUUAUCCUGAUAUAGAAUUUUUAAAUUUUCCGAAAAUGGAAAAAAUGUUAUGGCUACGAGAUUAUGUGUAUUUUAAUAAAUAAAUUUUAUCAUUUUUAAUUGUAUGAUUCCAAUGUUAAUUGAAACGAAUGCAAGCUUUCCAUUCGUUUUUGUCGCAAUGAGAAUUGUAAGAGUACGAAUGCUACUCACGUCAGUCUUGGUAGUCGAAAGAACUGAAGAAUGCAUUAAACAGUAAAUUAAUUUGGAUCCUUUA
Molecule: messenger RNA, 2417 nt
Organism: Venturia canescens
Lineage: Eukaryota; Metazoa; Arthropoda; Insecta; Hymenoptera; Ichneumonidae
Product: UDP-glycosyltransferase UGT5-like
Exons: 3
Coding region: 452-2080 (542 amino acids)
Molecular function (GO): UDP-glycosyltransferase activity
Source: RefSeq, a predicted model, not a curated record